AAUGACAACUACUCUUCCUUUUAUAUCGAAGAAUAAGAACUAGUAAUCAUUCAUUAUCAUAGUAGUGUGGAAAUGAAAGCAGUAACUUGGUAAAAGGACUCUCACGGACUAUUUGAUUAUGAAACAAAAUCUUUAAGCGUUAAAAAGCAUAGGGUCGAAGGAUCGUGCAAAGUCUGCAGAGAAGGUUUGACAUAUCAAAAUAUAAUUAGAAAAUGAAAUAGUUAUUUUAGAAGGCAAAAAUAAGGAUGAAGCACUCUAACCUCUAACAUCCAUAUAAGCCCAAGGAGGUAAUAUCAUUAAUAUUUUUUUAGACUAAUAUUUUAUACAACCAAAUCAAGGUUCAACAGAAAAUGAUAAUUAUUUGAUUGUUCGUAGUUUAAAAAAUGCAGAUGGUGUAUAAAAGGUAUUAAUUAUAUUUUAUAUGAUAGGGUUACACAUUACAAGAGGGUGACUUACUGAAAUUAGGUAGAGUGGAGUAUCAUGUUAUUGAGAUUCGAGAUGCAAAAGGAUAAAUAAGAUCAGUGAAGGAUGUUUUCUAAUCAGAAGCAAAAAUGGCACCACCAUUAGAAGGUGGUAUUGCUAAAUAAUGCAAAAUUUGUUUAAUUGAAGAAGAAACUCCUGAAGAUCCCUUUAUUACACCAUGUAAAUGUAAUGGAAGUUGUGCUUAUGUACAUUUCAAUUGUCUCAAACAUUGGCUUGAUAGUAGAGGAUAUAAAAAAGAGUCUGGUAACACAAUUUCUUACAGAUGGAAAAAGUAAUCUCAAUCAAUUCUAAAAUUGUAGAUUAGAAUGCGAGGUUUGUUAGGAAUUACUGCCUUAAUAAAUUAGAUUUAAAGGGAAAGUACUAGAUUUAGCAUCCCUUGAAAGACCAAAUUAACCGUAUAUUAUAUUAGAAAAUACACAAAUUUCAGAAAAGGAUAAGAAAGCAUAAAGAGGGAUAUAUUUAAUAAAAGGAACACCAGAUGAUUAAGUUAAAUUAGGUCGUGGUCAUUAAUGUGAAAUUCGUAUAUCAGAUAUUUCAGUUUCAAGAUUACAUGCAUUUAUUAAAUAUGAGAAAGGCAAUUUUGUUAUAGUUGACAAUAACAGUAAGUUUGGUACCUUAGUUCGAUUAUCAACACCAUAUCUUAUCUGUAUGGAUAAAAUUGCAAUUCAAGUAUAACAAAUAAAAUAAAUAUUUUAGGUUGGAAGAACAGUAUUAACAUUUGUUAUGAAAUCUUUUUCAAGUUUAAAUGCAAAUACUCAUGCUGGAAUUGCAGCUCUACAUAAUGGAGAAUAAGGUAGAAUGAUGUAAUAACCUGGUACUAAUAAGACAUCAAAUAUUAAUAACUAAAAAAAACAUGAUAAACACACUGGAUAAUGAA
Messenger RNA from Paramecium pentaurelia, 1360 nucleotides. Lineage: Eukaryota; Ciliophora; Oligohymenophorea; Peniculida; Parameciidae. The record is from the annotation of a GenBank genome assembly.